AUGGAAUAUACAGACCAAGAUCAAUCCGCCAAUGCGAUAGACCACGAGAUAGAAAAGGCUGACACCUCCAAUCCAAAUAGGAGCCGCUUGAUAGAACGAUUAUCAUCCCCCAUCGCAUUACCAUUUUCCAACAGGAACUUACCAAGCGAUACAAGCGACUUAUCACCAGCCACCGACAACAGCAAUAACCAGAAUACAAGAAGAUACCUAGCGAUCAAUACUGCUAAAAGAGGAGCGGUCCAAGUUCCUAAAAGUAAGAGCAGCAGUCCUCAAACAGCUACCGACAAGCAGCUUAGACACUAA
This is a messenger RNA of Puccinia graminis f. sp. tritici CRL 75-36-700-3, 303 nucleotides long. RefSeq lists its product as uncharacterized. Bases 1 to 303 code for a protein of 100 amino acids. The record is from RefSeq and is a predicted model, not a curated record. NCBI's taxonomy places the organism in Eukaryota, Fungi, Basidiomycota, Pucciniomycetes, Pucciniales, Pucciniaceae. The transcript is spliced from 4 exons.